UACCGCCCUUCGCUUUUCGCGCGCUCGCGGUUGGUUGUGGUGUUCAGUGCGGCAGUGCUGCGUUCUCUGAGGUGUAGCGCUCCCUCGUGGUGAAGUGGCCGACAACGAUGAAAAGAAAUGAAGCCUUUGAAGCCCUAUGCUGCAGUGAUGGGUUUUGGCUGGAAGAAGUCGUCAUGGUGGUCUGAGCCAGAAGGAAAGAGGAUGACCCCGACCGUAAAAGACGUGAAUUCUAUCAGUCAAUAAUACAGAAUAAGCAGUUGAAGCAAACCUCAAAUCGGUCACUACAAAAUAUGAGCAAACGUGAAAGUUCUUGCACUGCUAGUCAGAACCAGACAAUGAAUAUUAAGUCAGAAACCUUCCUUGUAAACAGACAGCACUCGGCCAUAAACGUCUAUAAGCAUCACGAUGAGAUGAUAAGGUUAAAAUCCACCACCGGUAAUGUUACAACCUUUAGUCAAGGUAGAGAAAUUUGGUCUGUAGAAGAAGAAAUGCAUCAAGAAACAAACUAUGCAUUUUCUGUACACAACUGUGUCACUACAAUAGUUGAUGAGUAUGUGUAUCAGGAUGACCGUGAGUCUAAAUGUUCCCCGAACACUUCUCAUGCAGUCCAUGGCUAUCAGUCUGGUGAGUCCAAGAUGAGCGAUAUCCAGCGUUUGUGCAAAGGUUGUAAACAUCUUUACAAGAAAGUGAGAAAAAGAAAUCCCAUCAUUGAAGACCCAAACACUACAGAUCCAAGCCUCUGGUAUAGUCAAUCCUGGGUAUUUAUAAAUAAAGUUCCAGCAAGAAGAUCAAAAACAUUUAAGAGAAGUUUGGGGAGUGUAUUGAGGAGUCUUGGAGGAAUGCAGCCUUCCAGAGGUACUUCAGCUGCUAGGAUUUACUGGACAUGUUACAGACCUCCCUUGUUUCUGAAGAGAAAUAUUCGCUUACACAAAGAAAAACAAAAGAAAUUGUUCGAAAAUGAAGGCAGAAAGAGAAAACAACCAAACUCUGGACAUAAAUUAAAGAAGCCUAAAAAGGCUGUGAGCAGCAACCAACCAGAGAAGUCACAGAGAAGCAAAAUAGCAGGAGAGACACACAGCUUUGUAUUAGAGUCAAGUCAGGAAGAAGAGACAGGUCCUGACAUUAAGAGGUUUAAGCUAGAAAUCAAGAAUGCAGGAAAGAAACCUUCAGUGACACACAGAGAGACCAGCAACUCAACAAGCUCUUGUCUAGCACAUAGUCCUACUCCAUGUUCUGGUCCCAUGAUGCCUCUAGGAGUCACUGGGCCAGCUGGGCAUUGUCCCUUACUGCCUGCUGAGUAUUCAUUGCAGAUUGGAAGUUUUAAAGAGCAACUGGAGAGGCUGAACAUGGGACUUUUAAAGAGUGCUAUCGUAAAGGAAAACUAGGAAUCUUAGCUGGACUAUUCUGUUAUAGCUCAUAUAAUGUAAACGUUUCUUAUUUUACUGUUCUGUGAAACUUUUUUUUAGUUUACUUAUUUUCCAAAUUUUGUUUAAACUGGAUUAUAACUUGGAGUUGUAAAUUAUUAGUUUUUUUUUUUUUCAUUUUGAGAGGGUUGGAUUUAGUAUGGGUAUUAAACAAAAUAAAUCUGGCCAUUCAUGGUAUAGUUUGAUCGAUUUUUAUGUUUUCUAUAAUCCCCAUUAGGGCUAAUGGAUAUAACAGAGGGGAUUGCCCAAGGAGAGGUUGUGCAGUUGUGACAUAGACUAUAUCCUGCUCCUUUCUAUGUGUUUUCUAAUAUUAUUUUAUUUAUAUUUGUUAUUAAUAGGUUGAUAAAUCUGUAUACACUUAAAAAAAGCUUAAGGGAGAUAUAUUAAUAACAAACCAUAAAAAAAGGUUUAAAUGUGGCUACUUAAUUAACAAUAUAACCAGAAAAUAUAUCUGUCAGUAAAAGACUUCUGGCUUACAAGUGUGUUCAUGAGUUUGUAACCAAUAUCAGAAACAUUAUUAAUAAAGUUUUUGUUGAUUUGUCAGUCUU
This is a messenger RNA of Hyla sarda, 1972 nucleotides long. RefSeq lists its product as uncharacterized. Lineage: Eukaryota; Metazoa; Chordata; Amphibia; Anura; Hylidae. The transcript is spliced from 6 exons. The record is from RefSeq and is a predicted model, not a curated record. Bases 291 to 1385 code for a protein of 364 amino acids.